Indicator indicator is the source of this 867-nucleotide messenger RNA. RefSeq names its product phenazine biosynthesis like protein domain containing (gene PBLD). NCBI's taxonomy places the organism in Eukaryota, Metazoa, Chordata, Aves, Piciformes, Indicatoridae. The record is from RefSeq and is a predicted model, not a curated record. The transcript is spliced from 9 exons. Gene Ontology annotation, cellular component: cytoplasm. Gene Ontology annotation, molecular function: isomerase activity. The coding region runs from base 1 to 867 and encodes 288 amino acids. Gene Ontology annotation, biological process: biosynthetic process.
AUGCAAAUUCCUCUUUUUACGGUUGAUGCAUUUACAAACCGGCCAUUUGCUGGAAAUCCUGCGGCAGUUUGUCUGCUUGAAAAUGACGUGGAUGAAGAAUUGCAGCAAAAAAUUGCAACAGAAAUGAACCUCUCAGAAACUGCUUUCAUCAGAAAACUGUACCCUGGAGAUGACUUCACCAAAAGUUCCUGUUUUGGACUCAGAUGGUUCACUCCAGCCAAUGAAGUUCCUCUCUGCGGUCAUGCUACACUUGCAUCAGCUGCUGUGUUGUUUCACACACAGAAAAACACAAAUUCAGUUCUGACAUUUAUGACGCUGAGUGGAGAAUUAAAAGCCAGGCAAGAGGGAGAUCAUAUUGUCCUGGAUUUACCACUUUACUUAACCUAUCCACAGGUGCUUGAGGAAGUAGAAGACUUAAUAAAGGCAGCUGUUGGUAACAUGAUUGUUCAAGAUCUCCGUUACUCUCCUGACACAAAGAAACUCUUAGUUCGCCUCAGUGAUACUUAUGAAAGGUCUGUGUUGGAAGAACUGCAAGUGAGUGCACAACACUUUUUGUCAGCUGAAAAGACAGGAAAGGUGAAAGGGCUCAUACUCACUCUUAAGGGAAAAUCUAGUGGAAAACAGAAAGGCUAUGAUUUUUACUCCAGAUAUUUCGCACCUUGGUAUGGAGUGCUGGAAGAUCCUGUUACAGGAUCUGCCCAUGCUGUUUUAAGCAGCUACUGGUCAGAGCAUCUGGGGAAGAAAGAAAUGCUAGCUUUUCAAUGUUCCCACCGUGGAGGAGAAUUGAAGAUUUCACUGCGUAAUGAUGGGAGAGUUGACAUUGCGGGGCAAACUGCUGUUGUAUUAAAAGGAAACCUGACUUUCUGA